UAUGUCUGCUAUAUAGAUACUUGUUUUCUUUCCAAGUGUAUCAGCCAGAUGGUCUCACGAUUCAGAGGUUUUACUUAAAAUGCCCCUAUUUUCAGCAAGCUAAGGCACUACAAGAAAUAACAUAUGGUUAGUAUUUAUUUAUAAAAGUUAUUGGCCACCAAUCUUAUCACAAGGUAACUCUGGACAAGUUAGUAUGCAUCUAGCCCUUAGAGAUAUCCCACAAACCUCAAGAUUUAUGGAAAAAACCAAUUAUCAAUGAAUAGUAUAAGAAAUUCUCCCUAAAUAGUUUGCCACAUAUCAGUCCAAAUGAGCAUGUGACAUGCAUGACAUAUACUAGAAUGUCACCUGAAUAAAAGAUCAAAAGAGAUACCAAUAUUGACUCUCAUUGAGACAAAAUUGACCACAAUUUAGCUCCCAGGGUUCUAGUGCUAUGGAAAAAAGUCUUAUCUUUUGGCUAGGAAUAUAGAUAAAUGGAAGAUCCUCUGUGCGUGAGGGGUCAAGAAGUUCAUCAUGUUGCUUUGGGCCACUAUUUUCUCUAAAUUCAAACUACCUCAGAGAGUUGUUGUUGCAGAGCAUAAGAGGAGAGAACCCUAGAUGCUCUGCCUUCUAUUCCUGAUUGAAAAAUGGGAUAUAAAACUACCUCGCAAGGUUGUUGUUGCAGAGCAUAACAGAAGAUGCUCUGCUUUCCAUUCCUGAUUGAAAAAUGGGAUAUAAAAGUAAUAAAUAAAUGAGUGUUGCAAGAAAAAGGAUCAGGGAGCCCACCCUUAAAACCGCCACAGCAAUGCCAUUAGGGAUUCAGUCCAUUUUACCAAAAGGUCCCAGAAAAAUCCAAUUCCCCAUUUAUACUCUUGUUCUCCUACCCUUAGCGUAAGACCGCUUCUGUGAAAAAGAACGGGCAUUGGAGACCUAAAUAAUAAGGCCGAGGCUCUCCUGGGCCCUUAAAAUAGGUGAAAAGGGUGGCAGCUGUAAAGGGACGGCUCCGCUGGGCAGCUCAGAGUGAAGAGGAGGAAGUUCAUUUUUGAGGCAAAGAGCCCGGGAAGAUUCCUCGGCCGAAAGAAAUGAACUGAGCCAAAGCUGAGAUUCGCUGACCUCCAGCGGCAGAAAGAGUUAAUACGAAGGCGGAGAAAGAGGCGCUCCACCUUCGGCUGGCUGGGGGCAAGGAGUAACUCAGGCAGGGAGAGCCACAGGUAGGCGGCGGCCUUGAUUGUUGUUAUUGGGAUUGCUUAAAGCACUCGCGCCAGGUUUCUGGUGAGACGGAUCGUCUUGCUCCCGUCCCCGUCUUGUCGGUUUCCCAGGGCGGAAGAGCGGCUGUUUCGGGAAAGCAACAAGAGGGGGAUCCCAGGUGACCGGGCGAGGGGUUCAAGCGCCUUCGGGGUCCGCCGAGCAGAGCCCUCCCCUUUUCUUUCCAGCCCGCUUCCUCGUUGACUUCCAAGAACAUCAGUUCUCCCUCCGGUUUUUCUGUUCGGAGCUGCCCGGCAGCGGCGCAAAGCUCUGGAUUCCUCUCGCCCCCCCCCCCCUCCGCCACGCUCCGCUCUUGCAGCGCCUUUUCGGCUAAGCGGCGGGGCAAGCGAACCAACUCUUUCCAAACGCUGGCAUCGGCGCAAUGUACCUGUGGCGAUUCCCCUGCGGGCCCUGGGCUAACGGGGCUGGCGGCCACGCGAGCUCUUUGCUCCGGCCUUUUUAAUAACAAACGGCGAGGAGAAGAAGAAGAAAAAGGAAAGCUCGGCCUUCUUUGGGAAGAGGACCCAGCGCGAAGCUUUCGCUUGGGUUGGAUGCGUGUUGCUUUCCGCCCAGAGAAGCGGAAGCCCAACGAUGCCUUUUCCUCUGAGGACCGUGGCGCCCCUCAAGCUCUGCCGCUUGGAAGAGGGCGCCGCCGCCGUCGUUCAGAGGGACAAAGACGGGCACGCCAGGCGGAGCGGCGCGGGGCUUCGCCUCUUCGACUCUUUGGAAGAAGUCUGCUCCCGCUCGCUGGUCUCCCUCCUCUGGCAGCUCUCUGAUCUCUCCCGCUGGGCCAGCGACAUCUUCAGCGGGAUCCAGAGCGAAGCCGACAGCCUCGGGCGCCGGAGCGUCCGGCUCCAGUGCCGCCUGGAGUCCCUCAAAGCUCUCGCCGGUUGCUUGGAUCACCGCAAAGUCAAAGUCCCUGUCUCCAAUCUAGAUGAAGAGAGUAGAUGGACAGUUCAUUAUACUGCGCCCUGGCAUCAGCAGGAGAAUGUCUUCUUACCAUCCAGCAGGCCGCCCUGCGUAGAGGAGCUGCAUCGUCAAGCCAAAUUGAAUCUGAAGUCCGUACUGAGAGAAUGUGACAAACUUCGGAGAGAUGGCUGUAGAAGUUCUCAAUACUAUUCUCAGGGUCCAACAUUUUCAUCUUCAUCCAGCACAAUCUAUGGAAGUUACCAAGAUGAUUAUGAAGAAAUUGAACAGAAGCAUUCGAUUCCUUCCCCUGAAGAGGAGAAACUCAUUCCUGUCAAAAGACCCAAAACGCCAACUCCUGGUGAAUUGUCUGACAUCAACACUCAGACAAAUUGGACCAAAUCACUUCCAUUGCCAACUCCAGAGGAGAAGAUGCGACAACAGGCUCAAGCAGUCCCAACUGAUGUUAUCCCGAUUAAUGUAACAGGGGAGAAUUUUGACCGCCAAGCCAGCAUACGGAGGUCUUUGGUUUACACAGACAUUGUGGUAAGGCGGCCGAAGAAAAUGAAACGGAGAAAGACUAUUACAGGAAUCCCUGACAACAUCCAAAGAGAGCUAGUUGGCAAUGGCAAAUGUGACAUCCGUGGCCAUUCAUUAUGUGUCCCUGAUCAUUAUUCUACACUAGGAAGACUUGAGGGCUAUCAGUCUUCUAUGCAGCAGUGUGGCACCAAAGACUCCAGCUGUCAGACAGAAGAUAUUAAAGUGGUGCCACCCUCAGUUAGGCGAAUACGUGCACAGAAAGGUCAAGGAAUUGCAGCCCAGAUGUCACAGUUUUCCAGUUCUUCUGGAAACAUGUCUGUGAUGAGUGAUUCUGCUGGAGUCAUGUCUACUUCUCACCUAAAUAAUGACCUGGGCUUUCACAGUCUACCUCGAUCGGGAGCAAGAGUGUCCCUACAGUUACUUGAACGUAGGCAUAGCCUCUCCAAGUCAACAGAAAGUGGACCUUUGUUACAUCAUGUAGGUGUGUGGCAAGGAAAUGAAAGAAUAGAUGAUAUGAGAAAUGGCUGUAGGAUAGAUGGGCUACAGAAGCCAAAAUCUCAAGAAUUAAACUCUGAGAAUGGAAAAACAGAAAGUACAGCAUGUAUGAUCUCUCCACAUGUUGCAUAUUCUACCAUCAACACACCAAAUGCUUCCCUAUCAUCCUGUUCAGAUGUUAUGAAUAACAAUACGGCAGAGAGUUCCGAGACAGUAGAUAAGAAAAUGAUGAACUCUUUGUAUCUAAAGCCUAGAGACAAUCUUGUCGGCAAUGGUAUAAUAAAUUCAAAAGAGCAACGUCAUUCUUCUAAUGGCACCUGGUGUGACAACAGCUCAACACAUCACUCACAGGCCUCAGACACCACUAUCUCAUCCAAUGGUGUAAUGGUGUUUGUAUCCUUUUGUGAUACAGGAACUACAGAAAGUGUCCCCCAAAGUGUGACCUAUAAUUUUAGUAACGAUCACCGUUUUUCAAACCAUUCUCACAACAUUAACAGUAGAAGUGAAUCAAAUUACACUGUGGACAACAUACAGGACAAAGUUAAACAAAAUGCAAAGCACUGUGGAUUCAAACCUUCUGGAAAUGACACCACUUUACACAUGUCAAAGUGUGCCAUUCCAGGUUGCUCCAGCCCUGACUCCCUUGAAAGAGUCUUAGCCAAAGAAGACUCACACUCUUUAUAUUCUGUGGACAAUGAUAUCUCUUACCCUUCUGUGCAUGUGGAUUCAGAUGUCCAGUCUGUUAAAAGCUGCAGUGAAAAUGGUUUUGCAAAUCCCAGGCAUAGUGUCAUUAAUGUGUUUGCUAGAACCGAGAAGAAAUCUCUGGAGGAUUUUGCAAGUUCCAAUGACAAGUCACUCACACGUAGCAUUUCUUUUAAAAAGGCAAAAAAACCACCUCUCCCACCAUCCAGAACAGAUUCUCUUAGAAGAAUCCCCAAGAAUAAACCUCAGUCUAGUGGACAAGUACUGGAUGAUAAGUUGAUAGCUAGCCUUCAACAUUCCUUGCAACUGAACCUCCAGUGCAAAAAUGGCAGCUCACCAUCACAAAGUCCCUGCAGUGAUUAUGAUGAUCCUUGGAUGCUGCGGUCUCGUAGCCAGAGCACUGUGAGUGCCAGUAGCAGCAUGAUGUCUGCCACAGGACUGAACAUGUAUUCCAUCUGUGCAGUCACACCAGCUCAGAGUGACACAAGUAGCAUCAAAUCAGAAUACACUGACCAGUGGUGUUACUACAGUGAUUAUCCUGGGACUCCAGAUGACCAUUUAAAAUCCACAGCAAUUUAUUCCUCUAAUACUUUACCAAAGCUAACUGAUUAUAAUGUUAGUCACCUUAGUGAUGAGUCAAGGGCUUCUAUACCGCCAGUGCCCUCUGGAGUGGCCAAAACAAAAGCUAUUUCUCCAGAAAAAUCACAGAGAGUUACAUCACCGUCUAGUGGGUAUUCCAGCCAAUCCAACACACCCACAGCACUUACACCAGUGCCUGUCGUCCUAAAGUCUAUGUCAACAGGAAAUGCUAAGUCCAAGAUGAAGCCUAGAGUGCCUGAAAGAAAAUCAAGUCUACUGUCUUCAGUUUCAGUGUCUUCCUCUUCCACAUCUCUCUCAUCAAAUACAUCUGCUGAAGGGACCAUAAAGAAACCUGAUCCUACCCUGAGCUUCCCUCCAGCUACAUCAUCUUCACUAGUAUCUUCAGAUUCCAAUGAUCCUCUUCUUCCUCCCCCACCCCCUCCCGUAGCAGAUGUUACUGAUCUUCCUCAGCCACCUGAAUCACCAAGUUUUCCACCUCCUCCCCCAGAUGUUGUCACAAAUGCCUAUUUUCCUCAAAGUAUUGGAUGGUUCAAUAAUCAAGAUAUUUCAAACCAUUCUUCUCAUUCCUUGCUUCCUGAUUCUUCUCAUCACCUCCCACCCACUUUUCCAACUUCAGUUCCUCCACCAGCCCCACCCUUGGAUCCCAAAUUCAUGAGAGAUGGCCAUAAACCUGUACCGUACUCUUUCAAGAAACGUAAUCUGGAAGCUCCUUGCAACAAUUCAAAACGGCUCUUAAAUAAGGAUGUUCUCCCAAGGCCUGCAAUGCCACUAAUAACUACUGAAGCUCUCCAGAGGGUACAGCUGAGGUCAGUGAAGAAAGCUGUGAAAUCAGAGGUAGAGCAGUCAGCUGAGUCUGCUUCCAAAGCAAGUCCUCAGGAGAAAAACCAGGAUUCUUUUUCUGCUGAGUUGCCUUUCAGAUCACAUUUGUCAGGAGGAUACAAUGACACGCUGGGUGCAGUUGGGGGUGAAGCCCAGAGAUCACCUGUUUGUAGCCCAAACAGCAGAAGGUCUGAGCCUACCAGUGCUAAAAUGCCCAGAAAUGCAAUAAGCACAAUUAACUCAUUUGCCAGCGAAUCACAACCAGACAAAGCUGAAGAAGUUUUGGUGCAGAACCAAGACCCUUGUAGUAAUCUUGCAUGUUCAUCCCUUCAGGAACAAUCUGGAUUUCUCAGCAAGCCUCAGGAUAUAUUGCCAAACAAGAAGCCACCGCCUGUUUCAAAGAAACCCAAACUGUUCCUGUUUGUGCCUCCCCCUCAGCCUGAUGUUACAACGGAGAAAAUAGCUGUGGGUGAAACAGCAAGAAGCAUUCCAAGUACAACUAUGAAGGAUGCUGAAAUUGCACGGUACAGCCAGGUUAACAAUUCUCCUACAGAUGGACUUGGUUCCUAUGAAAUGGAGUCUAGCGAUCCGGUCCCCGAAGGAGGAGCUGCGAGUCCUACCUCCUGUGAAAGCAGGGUCUCUAUUCUGCAGCCCCGGCUGGAGGAGCCGGUUUCUUCCUGUGAGCGAAGCAGUCCAGACAGAAAUGUAGACAGCAUCCCUGGAGCAGAGAAGCAGUUUUCUCAAGGGGAUGAAAGUUCUGAAGCGAUUGAAGCAGAUGCAGCAACCAGCUUUUUGCUACAGAGCCCAAGCCAUGGGGAAGGCAGUGAGAUAAUGGCAGUGCCAAGUCGACCAAGGACAACUGAGGAUCUUUUUGCAGCCAUUCACAGAUCCAAAAGGAAAGUCCUUGGCCGCAAAGAUUCUGAGGAUGAUCACGCUCUAAAUCAUUCUCCAUCACCCCCAGUCACACCUACUGGUUCUUCCCCAAACUUGCCUUCCCUGAGGCAGGCAGGAUCAAUUCAGAGAAAUAUUCGCAAGAGCAGCACCAGCAACGACAACUUCAAAGCAUUGCUUCUUAAAAAAGGGAGCCGUUCAGACACCAGUUCUCGUAUGUCAGCAGCAGAGAUGCUAAAGAAUACAGACCCAAGAUUUCAAAGGGCUAGACUAGAUUCUACCGGAGAGCUGAGUGAGAGCACAGUGGCUUCUCCUACCAAGACCAAAAGGCCCCAGGAGGAAUGGGCCAAGAGUGAAGGCCUGAUGCCAAGGAGUCUGUCUCUAUCCAGCACAAGAUACAGCAGAUCUCGAACCCCACCCUCUGCUGCAAGUAGCAAGUACAGCGCUCGAAACCGGAUCCAGAGUAGCCCUAUGACGGUCAUCUGUGAGGGCGAUGUAGAAGUAGUUGAAUCUGCAGAAAGUAGAACUCGCAGGUUUUCAGAAGAGGAACCGCCUGAUGUAUUUGAGAGUGAUGAUGCAGAUAUUAAUGAAAAUAGAGACUCUACUGAGGAUGACAACAUGCUCAUGGACUUGUUAUCUUAAUGGGUAACACAGAAUGCCCUUCAUUUUUUAUACAUAUAUAUAUUAGCAUUUAAACUAAAAAAAGUUUAAAUGAGACUUAAGAGGCUAGACUUUCAUAUAUAACAAAUAAGGCACCGAGUCUAAGUAAAAUUUAGGGUGAAUUUGUGUAUGGGAUGCUGUUUAGAUGAUGCAAUACUGAUAUUCUGUUCAGCAUAAUUGGAUUGACUUUUUUGUUUGGAAGACACUAGUAACCAGACCUCUCCAUUAAAGCCUUAAUAACAACAAUUAUAGUAAUGACAGUUCUUGGAUUGUUGUUUGAGCAUGCUUUUUUUUUUCUUUUUUGAGGGUGUAAAAAACUAAGUAAGCCUGCAAAAAAAAAAAAGCGGGGGGAAGCUUCUGUGGUACAGGUGAAAGUAACUUUUUAAGUAUUAUAUUUAUAAAACCUAGUAAACUUUCAGCAGGGACUAUUGGAAAGGAAUGUGCAGCCUAUUAGUUAGCAGGACUGGCAUUGUCCCACUGCUGCUUCUGAUGUGAUCUGUGAUCUCCUCUUAUGAUCUAACCAUGUCUUAAUAAUAUAACAAGAGUUUGGGUUAAAUUUUGAAAAUUCCAACUGGGGACAAAGAAACACUUGUGAUACAGGAGUGACUGCUGUGCAGCCAUAUUACAAUCCAUUUGCUUGGUUUUCAGAAGCCAUUUAUGCUAUGUGGUUUCUCUGAAUAAAGUUUUGGAGACCUAAAAUAAAUAGCUGCAGGCUUAUAAUGGGGAUGUAGAUAGAUUCAGGGGAAACAUAAUAAUCAGCCAUUAAUGUUUCAAUUUUAAAAUAAAUGCAACAUUGGAAAAGUUACACCAUAGAACUGUGAAGAAUACGUUUUCCUUUUCUAUUAAACUGUGUGGAAUUGUAUUGUUGUCAACUUUUGUCAAAAGGGAGAAGAGCUUUGAAUAACAUAUCACUUGAAAGUUUCAACAGUGACUGUCUUUUUGUUACCAAAGAGUGCACUACAAUUACUUUUACUUUUUAGGAAUAGCCAGCAUUUCCUUCCUUCUAGGGAAAUAACAUUGCUCAUUUAGAAGACUUAACGUUUAUUAAGAAUUUAUCAUUGAUUUACAAAAUAACACUUUCUUCCUUGUAAAGAAAACUACAGACAAAACUGCAGUUUUGCUCACCGUUUUGUAAAGAAACUUUUAAUUUUUGAAAAGGAAUUUUGCAUAAGUUGAUAGUCUGUAAGGUUUUUAUAGUAUUUGUACAUAAUGGAAGUUCUUAAGGUAAUUCUUGUUUUCUCAGAGUUUGGAAUUUCUACAUUUUUAGAUGUUAAGAAAAACCCUGUAUGUAGAUAAUUUAUUUUGAUGAAAAACACUUGACUCCUUUUUUGCCCUCCAUCUCUAUAUUGUUAAUACUGUAAAUUUCAGGGGUCUUCAUUCAACUGAAGAUAGAGACAAUGCUGUGAUUCUGCUUUAAUAAACAAGGCUGCCAUUUGUCA
This is a messenger RNA of Crotalus tigris (Tiger rattlesnake), 8273 nucleotides long. RefSeq names its product NHS like 1 (gene NHSL1). Bases 1813 to 6816 code for a protein of 1667 amino acids. Lineage: Eukaryota; Metazoa; Chordata; Lepidosauria; Squamata; Viperidae. The transcript has 8 exons. Gene Ontology annotation, biological process: cell differentiation. The record is from RefSeq and is a predicted model, not a curated record.